CUCUCUCUCUCUUCCUUUACUAACCAAGCUACCCAAUUCACGGACUCCACCUGUAACUUUCUCUUCUUCUUCCUCCAUGGCACCAACCCUUUCAGAGCCGUUACUGCUCCUCAUCUUCUUAUGCAUGAACACGAUCAUGGUGGUCACCAUUGUUGAAGCUCAAGGAACCGUCUACUGGUGCGUUGCGAGAAGUGAUGCCACCAACCAGGCUCUGCAAACGGCUCUCGACUAUGCAUGCGGGGCUGGUGCGGACUGUACUCCCGUUCUCCCCAAUGGUCUCUGCUACCUCCCCAACACCAUCCAGGCUCACGCCUCUUACGCCUUCAAUAGUUACUUCCAGAGAAAGGGCAUGGCUCCUGGCUCCUGUGACUUUUCUGGCACUGCCACUGUAGCUCGAAGUGAUCCCAGUUAUGGAUCUUGUGUCUAUCCAUCUUCAAUAAGCACCGCCGGAGGCAAUACGUCACAAGGGUCGGCACCCACAACAACCACCACGAACAACCCGAACAUGCCAACAACACCGACUACAAUGCCCCUAGAUAAUAAUGGUGGUAAUUCCGGGUUUAGCCCUCCAGUACCCCCCACAGACAACUCCGAAGCUUCUGCAAAAUUCAUGGCCAUUACACUUUUAAUGCCUGUCUCCUUGUGGAUUGUUCUCUCAUUGACACUGUCAAACAUAUUAGUCCUAUAAACCAGAACUAGUUGCAUUACGUAGUGUGGAGAUCGAUCGAAGAGGCUUAUACAGUUUUGUUCAAGAGUUGAGGCCUUCUUUGUUUGUAGCAUCAAGGUAUCUGGAAAAUCCAUUUGGUCUUUAGUUUUGUUAUUGAUCUCUUAAUGAUAUGAAAAAGGUUGUCGGGAAGUUUUAAAUUGGCUUGUUGGUUUUGGUAGAAAGGCAAAGCGAGGGGUAAGCUAAACCUCAUUUGUGGAUUAACUGAUGGUAAUUCAAUUUAUUUGUCCAAUCUAAUUCCCGUCAGUUGAUUUCCUGCAUGUAUUUGUGUCUGUGGCAUGAGUGUCAAGAGAUUCUAUGCAUUCACAAAUACUCGACCGGUUACUCGGGAAAGUCCAUGGUAUCACAAUAUAUUGUAGACGAGAUAUCG
Messenger RNA from Pistacia vera, 1094 nucleotides. RefSeq names its product PLASMODESMATA CALLOSE-BINDING PROTEIN 3-like. The record is from RefSeq and is a predicted model, not a curated record. The transcript is spliced from 3 exons. NCBI's taxonomy places the organism in Eukaryota, Viridiplantae, Streptophyta, Magnoliopsida, Sapindales, Anacardiaceae. Bases 77 to 688 code for a protein of 203 amino acids.